Molecule: messenger RNA, 2076 nt
Organism: Puntigrus tetrazona (Sumatra barb)
Lineage: Eukaryota; Metazoa; Chordata; Actinopteri; Cypriniformes; Cyprinidae
Product: E3 ubiquitin-protein ligase UBR4-like
Exons: 6
Coding region: 16-933 (305 amino acids)
Source: RefSeq, a predicted model, not a curated record
ACUGUUGCUUUAAGAAUGGUUUUUAUCAUCUCUCAUUUCAUAAUUUUCUCUCUUUCGGUCUGGAUUAGGCUUGCCAGAGGACGUGAGGAAUGGGACAGUGCCGCACUACAAAAUGCCAACACAAAGUGCAAUGGGCUCCUACCAGUGUGGGGGCCUCACGUACCCGAAUCUGCCUUUGCCACCUGCCUGGCAAGGCACAACACAUAUCUGCAAGAGUGCACAGGGCAAAGGGAACCCACGUACCAGCUCAACAUUCACGAUACCAAGCUGCUGUUCCUGCGCUUUGCUAUGGAGCAGUCCUUCAGCGUGGACACAGGGGGAGGAGGCCGCGAGAGCAACAUCCACCUCAUCCCUUACAUCAUCCACACCAUUCUCUACGUCCUCAACACAACAAGGGCCACGUCACGGGAGGAGAAGAAUCUUCAGAGCUUCUUAGAGCAGCCUUGUGAAAAGUGGGUGGAGACUUCGUACGAGGUGGACGGGCCGCACUACUUCACCAUAUUGGCCAUGCACAUCCUGCCACCUGAGCGCUGGAGGACCACACGUCUCGACUUCCUUCGUAGGCUGCUGGUCACUUCACAUACCCGCAAGGUCUCACCAGGGGGUGCUAACAAGCUCACAGAUAAAGCCGUGAAGGAGUAUGCGGUAUACCGUUCACCGCUUCUCUUCUGGGGUCUGGUGGAUCUUGUCUAUGAUAUGUUCAGGAAAGUGCCCACCAGCAACACAGAAGGAGGCUGGUCCUUCUCGCUCGCAGAGUACAUAAGGCACAAUGACAUGCCCAUCUAUGAGGCUUCAGAAAGGGUUUUGAGGGCUUUCCAGGAUGAACUCAUGCCUGCUGAAUCCUUCUCAGAGUUCCUGGAUGUCGUAGGUCUUCUGUCAGACAUCCCAGACCCUGACGCCUUCCUCCAGGACCUGUUGAACUCUGUGCCCUGAUGGCGCACAUUUAUGCACCUCACUUAUGGACUCGUGACCGCUCUGUCCAGUGCAGGUGUUCCUUAAACACGGAGUCUGUCCACUACCCGGACACCGCUAUUCGCAACUCCAUAAGGACACCUUUCAAUCGGGGCCCAGGCUCCCAAAACUUCUAUCAGCUCGCAUACACACUCAUUCACCUCCACUUCUGCUCCUGAUCUCCGCGUGGGUUCAUUCAGUUAUAACUCUCUCCUAAACAAGAAAGUGACGUGUAGCCUGACGAGUUAAUGCGCAUUUAUUCUACAAUGGUUUCGUAACACCUAAUACACACAAACACACCAUGCUGUUUUGAUCUGACAUGUUGCAGGUAAUCUGGUUUGGAAUUAUUUCAUAAACAACCCUGAUGGCUUUUAUUUUAUUUUCCCUUUUUGGAUUUUUGUUUAUGGUGUUUUUUGACUCUAAAUUGGCUAAGAGUCUAACUAAUCUCUCAUCUUCUUGUUCUAUGUUUUUUGUUUUUGUUUUUUUUUGCAGUGGUGUUCUAUGAAUUGUUUGCAGUUUGUGAGAAAGUCUAGGCCUGACAGUGGUUCUGUGAUGCGAUGCAAAAGCGUGACGAUUGUUUUUCGUGUGUAAAUGGUUGAAGAGUGAGAUGAAAGCUUGUUUAAUGUUAUUCCCAAGAAAUGAAACACUUCCUGGUUUGUAAAGGGUGUUACCUGCAUCAACAAUGAAACAAAGAUAAAGAAUAAAAAGGGCCUGCAUAUUUAUUUUGGGAGCCUUUUUCCACUUUGUUUUUCUGGUUUGGUUUGUGUUUUGAUCAAAACCACGAUAACUAAAUUUCUUUUUCGUUUUGUCUUCCAUGUUACCGUAAUUCACAGCGUAAUAUUCCACAGAUUUAAAGAUUUUCCCCAGAGCAAGUUGUGCCUCUGGUAAGCAAGGUGCCACUGAGAGAAGCGUCUCAGUGAUUUUAAGUUUAUUCUUACAAUAUAAACACACACCUGCGAUAGGGUGUUCUUGAGCUGAAUGCAUGGUGUGAAGUUUGUUUAAAAAAAAGAAAACAAGAAAAACCCAGUUAGUGUUUAUUCGCCUAUUCCCGCUGCUACAAUGUUCAACUGUUGCUGAAUGUCUGCUUUUGAAUUAGCUCAAAUUAAUAAAGGUGUAAGAAUACCA